AGCCAAAGCAUCUGAGAUUGAAACGCACCGUCUUUUGUCGCGUAAUAGCAUCGCUGACGCAGAUGCAAAAAUCGAAGGAGAACGCGAUGCUUUGUUCCUCUUUUGUUCUUCCUCUUUCCAAUCUUCAACUUUAGGGUUCCUUUAAUCUCAUCGUUCUUCCUCAAUCUCAAGCUCCGUUCACUCCAACACCACUAGGAAAAUAGGCCUUCCAAUUCAUGAUUUGAAUCCCAACUCUACUACCAUGUUAAUCCCUGUUGUGCAAAACCUUAGAUGCCAAUUAUUUGAAAUGGUGGAAGUGACUAGUUAUCCACCUUUGGACUACUACCAGUGAAAGUAUUUAACAGGUUGGUUUCAAUUGGAUUAUCAAUCCUUGCUCUCAAAGAAAAGUGCAGCUGAGGUGACAAUUGGAUUUGUACUUGAGCUAUUUAGAAAUGGAUGGACCAGCUGGCCGAGGUGGUGCUGGCCUCGACAUGUUUCUACCAAAUUAUAAACUGGGAAAAACUCUUGGGAUUGGAUCUUUUGGCAAGGUGAAAAUUGCAGAACAUGUAUUGACUGGUCAUAAGGUUGCAAUCAAGAUCCUAAAUCGCCGCAAGAUAAAGAACAUGGAAAUGGAAGAAAAAGUGAGGAGAGAAAUCAAAAUUUUAAGAUUAUUCAUGCAUCCUCACAUUAUACGGCUUUAUGAAGUCAUAGAAACUCCAUCUGACAUAUAUGUUGUUAUGGAGUAUGUGAAAUCUGGAGAGCUCUUUGAUUACAUAGUAGAGAAAGGUAGGUUGCAGGAAGAUGAAGCUCGCAAUUUUUUUCAACAGAUAAUCUCUGGUGUGGAGUACUGUCACAGGAAUAUGGUGGUUCAUAGAGAUUUGAAGCCUGAGAAUUUACUUUUGGACUCCAAAUGGAAUGUCAAGAUUGCUGAUUUUGGCUUGAGCAACAUCAUGCGUGAUGGUCACUUUCUUAAAACCAGCUGUGGAAGCCCUAACUAUGCAGCUCCUGAGGUUAUCUCCGGGAAAUUGUAUGCUGGACCUGAAGUGGAUGUCUGGAGCUGUGGUGUAAUUUUAUAUGCUCUUCUUUGCGGCACUCUUCCUUUUGAUGAUGAAAACAUUCCAAAUCUCUUCAAGAAAAUAAAGGGUGGGAUAUACACCCUUCCAAGUCAUCUAUCACCUGGUGCUAGGGAUUUGAUACCAGGGAUGCUUGUGGUUGAUCCUAUGAGGAGAAUGACCAUACCUGAGAUCCGUCAACACCCAUGGUUCCAAGCUCGUCUUCCACGUUAUUUGGCUGUGCCCCCACCAGAUACACUGCAACAGGCCAAAAAGAUUGAUGAAGAGAUUCUUCAGGAAGUGGUGAAGAUGGGAUUUGACAGGAAUCAAUUGAUUGAAUCCCUUCGGAACAGGAUACAAAAUGAGGGUACUGUAGCAUACUAUUUGCUAUUGGACAAUCGAUUCCGGGUUUCCAGUGGUUAUCUUGGUGCUGAGUUUCAGGAGUCCAUGGAUUCCAGUUUUAACCAAAUGCAUUCCAAUGAAGUUGCUUCUUCAGUUGUUGGACAACGCUUUCCAGGCUAUAUGGAUUAUCCAGGAGUAGGAUCGAGGCCACAGUUCCCCGUUGAAAGGAAAUGGGCGCUUGGGCUUCAGUCACGAGCCCAUCCUCGAGAAAUAAUGACUGAGGUCCUUAAAGCUUUGCAAGAGUUAAAUGUUUGUUGGAAGAAAAUUGGACACUACAACAUGAAGUGCAGGUGGGUUGCUGCCAUUCCUGGCCAUCACGAAGGAAUGGUGAACAAUAAUGUGCACGGUAACAACCAUUACUUUGGAGAUGACUCCAACAUUAUUGAGAAUGAUGCUAUUUCUACUGCAAACGUGGUCAAAUUUGAAGUGCAGCUUUACAAAACUCGGGAAGAAAAGUAUCUGCUUGAUCUUCAAAGGGUGCAGGGUCCACAGUUUCUUUUCUUGGAUCUGUGUGCUGCUUUCCUUGCACAGCUUCGCGUCCUCUAGAGCAAAGAGCUUAGGAUCACAAGAGACUUAAAUAAGCCUUGUGUUUUAUGUGAAUAAGCUUUCAUUGUACAUAUAAGUAUCUUUCCUCUGGUACCCCCCGUUUUUCUAUGGGUAAACAUUAUAAUGAGCCAAUCCUAAAUAUGGGAUUUGGUUCGUUAACAAUGGUGUUCAACUAGUUGUUCCUAUCUCUUGGUCAUUUAAUUUCUUGGGAAAAGCUAAAUAGCCCCUAACUCACAGUAUGUGUAUGGUUUUCAACCAAGUGCUGUAAAUGACUGUUGCUAUUUGGAAGGGAUGCCUAGGCUGCCUACUACUUUUGCAGAUUAGCCCUUGUUUUCUCAUAAAUCUAAUUUCACAUUACUCAUGUUGAAUGCAACCUCAUUUCAGACUGGUACUGAGAAUUUAAA
Vigna unguiculata (cowpea) is the source of this 2383-nucleotide messenger RNA. RefSeq names its product SNF1-related protein kinase catalytic subunit alpha KIN10-like. NCBI's taxonomy places the organism in Eukaryota, Viridiplantae, Streptophyta, Magnoliopsida, Fabales, Fabaceae. Gene Ontology annotation, biological process: intracellular signal transduction; protein phosphorylation. Gene Ontology annotation, cellular component: cytoplasm. Gene Ontology annotation, molecular function: protein binding; ATP binding; protein serine/threonine kinase activity. The record is from RefSeq and is a predicted model, not a curated record.